CUUAUCAAGGAGAAAGGAACUCCAUAAAAUUCCUGAAGUUCUAUCCCCUUCCCUUCCUUCCUUAAUUUCAGUUAUUACCGGCAAAAAUAGAGGGAUCUCAUCUCCCUGCCCUCACCAAUCGCCGGUUGACGCGAAAUCUAGCCUGGGCGUCGACAUGGCAGAAUUAAAGAAACUCCAGGAGGAUCUCACCGCCACAAUGCAAAAGGUUGACACCCUUACUGUCACUGUGAAUUCCCUGAUCGAUGUUGUGAAUAAAUUUGGUAGCCAUGCCAAAGUAAUGGAAACUUUCAUGGAGAAAAACAACCCUACUGCUCAGGUUACCUCUUCCACAACACACACGAUAGCUGUCUCUUCCACCGCCGUCGAAACUGAUGAAGCACUUCGUAUUAAUGUUGAACGAAUGAGACCAGAUUCGUUGGAUGAGGCCAGUCCGAGAUUAUGCCCGCAAAGGCCAACUGUUGCACACUUCUUCAGUCAAUCGACAGGCUCACACAUUCUCCCCAGGAUCUGCAAUCACCAUCCAAUAGUCCAACCAGUCUCGCCCUGCCCGCAUCAAGAGAUUGUCACCAACAGAGAUGCUAGAGCGCCAAAAGUUGGGGCUUUGUUACUAUUGUGAUGACAAAUGGAUCAAAGGCCAUCUUUGUAAACACCAAUUGUAUAUGUUAGGUGUUGUUGAUGAUGAGGCAUAUGAGGAAGAUGAUGUGGGCGGUGACAGAGAGUCGGAAAUUUCCCUGAAUGCCAUAACAGGCCUUAACCAUUCACACAUGAUGAAGGUUUGCUUAAUCAUAGCGGGCAACCCGAUACUUGCUUUAUUCGACACCGGCAUCACCCAUAACUUUAUCAACAGCGCCACCGCGCAACGUCUUCAACUACCUAUCACUUCAAAAACAGGCCUCCAAGUUGCAGUUGCUAAUGGGAAACGCGUGCCUAGCUCCGGUUUUUGCCACCAAGUUCUUUUACAGUAUGAGAAAUUAUCCUUUCUCACCACCUUGUUUGUCAUCCCCCUGGAAGGUGUCGAACUCAUCUUGGGCGUUAAAUGGAUUCGUACAUUGAGCCCCAUUUGGUAGAACUUUGAACUUGUAUGUGGAAGGGUGAAAGAGUUGCCUUAUCCGCGAAGCAUGAUACUACCUUUUCAUCCCUCCAUCACCCCCGACCACAGUUGACUGAGACUGCUGCACUCGAUUCACUACUCUCUUCAUUUGAAACUACUUUCUUGGCACAAGUGGUACUCCCUCCUCAACGUCAUUGUGAUCAUCGCAUUGUGCUCUCAGUUGGUACAGAUCCUGUGGUUAUUCCUCCCUAUCGAUACCCUCAAUUGCAGAAGGAUGAAAUUGAACGACAAUGCACAAAAAUGAUUCAAUCGGGUAUACUCCGCCACAUCACAUCACUCUUUUCUUCUCCAGUCUUACUGGUUCACAAAUAAGAUUCCUCUUGGCGCUUUUGUGUGCAUUAUCGUGAACUGAAUGCGCAGACAAUUAAAGAUAAGUUUUCGAUUCUGAUAAUUGAUGAGCUUUUGGACGAAUUACAUGGUGCCAAAAUCUUCACUAAACUCGAUUUACGAUCUGGCUACCAUCAGAUUCGUAUGCAUACAACUGACUUUGAGAAAACCGCAUUCGGACCCAUCAUGGGCAUUUUCAAUUUCUUGUGAUGGCCUUUGGCCUCUGCAACGCCCCAUCCACGUUCCAAGCUCUCAUGAACGAGGUAUUUGGUCCUUAUCUCCGAAAAUUUGUGCUCGUAUUUUUGAUGACAUUUUAAUCUAUAGCACUACGUGGGUAGACCAUGUCCAUCAUCUAAAAGUGGUCUUUCACCUCUUACAAACAAAUUCUCUGUACCUCAAAAGAUCCAAGUGUGACUUUGGGAGUCAACGUGUCUCAUAUCUUGGGCAUGUGAUUGAUGAAUCUGGCGUGGCAGCAGAUUCUAGCAAAAUCCAAGCUGUAGUGGACUGGCCCAAACCCAUUUCAGCAACUGCUUUACUUGGCUUUCUUGGCCUGGCAGGUUUUUACCGCAAGUUUAUUAAAGAUUAUUGCAUCAUUGCAACACCAUUGGCCAACCUCCUACAUCGCAAUGCAUUCCAGUGGAAUGAGCAAACAGAUGAUGCUUUCAAUACCCUGAAAACAACACUAUCGUCUGCCUUGGUUCUACAACUUCCCAACUUUUCUAUUCUUUUUGUCAUUGAAUGUGAUGCCUCGGGCAUUGGAAUUUGUGCAGUGCUGCACUAGGAAAGUCACCCCGUUGCAUAUUUUAGUAGGAAUUUGGCAGAUCAUCAUCUCAAACUUCCAGCAUAUGAGCGAGAAUUAAUUGGCUUAUCAAAGGCUGUGCGACAUUGGCGCCACUACCUAUGGGGGGUGCUCCUUUGUGAUCAAAACAGAUCAUUAUCAUCGCAAAAAAAAGAUCAUUAUAGCCUCAAGUAUUUGCUGCACCAACGCCUUACCUCUUCCCCUCAACAACAUUGGAUGAGAAAGCUUCUUGGGUUUGAUUUUUUUGUGGAAUAUAAACCAGGAGAACUUAACAUGGCAGCUGAUGCAUGGUCUUAAAGAGAUGGAGAACUGAGGGAUGAACUUCGCACUUCACCGGAUGCACUAGCUUGGUUGCAGCUGGCUGAGAGACAUAGUUUGUACUCUGUCCGUGAUGGUUUGUUAUUCAAGAGGAACAAAUUAUUCUGCUACCUUCCUCAAAAAUUCAUCCAGGCUAUAUUGGCAGAGGUACACAACUCUACUCAUGAAGCAGUGCAGAAAACCAUUCAUCACCUUUGCCGAGAAUUUUGUUGGCCCAAACUUGCAGCCUCAGUCAGGGAAUUUAUCGCACAAUGUGUUGUUUGCCAAAGAAAUAAGUGGGAAAAUACCAAUCUUGCAGGCCUUCUUCAGCCUCUUUUUAUCCCACAACAAAUUUGGGCUGACAUCUCUAUGGAUUUUGUUGAGGGUCUUCCCAAGGUUCAAGGAAAAUCAGUCCUCUUGGUGGUGGUUGAUCGUCUGUCUAAAUAUACACACCUCAUUCCUCUAGCUCAUCCAUAUACAGUAGCCUCCGUAGCCAUGGUCUUCUACACCAACAUGAUCAAAUUGCAUAGCAUUUCAGAGACCAUUGUCAGUGACCGUGAUGCAACCUUCACAAGUUCCUUUUGGCGUGAACUCUUUCGAUUAUGUGGUACCAAACUCUCAUUUUCCACUUCUUAUCACUCUCUGUCUGACGGCCAAACAGAGGUUGUAAACCGCACUAUAGAAAUGUACUUGCAUUGUCUAGUUGGCGAUCUUCCAAGGCGCUGGGUGGAUAGCUUACCAUGGACUGAGUAUUGCUAUAAUACAUCAUUUCAUUCCUCCUUGUGCAAUACUCCCUUCAAGUUGGUCUAUGGUCGUGACCCACCUCGCCUCUUACCAUUUGAACCAAGGACUUCUAAGGUGGCUGCGGUGGAGGAAUUGCUCAAAUCUCGGGAUGAAAUCCUCAUGGCUGCUCGACAUAAUCUCCAACAGGCUCAAACCCGAAUGAGGGAUCAAUAUGAUAAGCACCAUCAUGAGGUCACUUAUGAACCCAACUAGUGGGUUUGGGUACGUCUUCAAUACUAUCGCCAACAAGCUAACUCGCCAGCGAUUUCACAAGUUAUCUCCCAAAUGGUAUGGACCUUUUAAAGUUUUGCACAAGGUUGGACCAGUUGCUUAUAAGAUUGUGUUAUCUGUGGAUUGUCGUAUUCAUGACGUUUUUCAUGUUUCAAAACUGAAAGUGUUUGUGGGAAGUCCACCUGAUCAUGCACCGCUAGCACCCCCAAUCACAUAAGCUCGACUAUUCCUUCAAUCUGAAGCAGUUGUGCGCAUCAGAUAAAAUCGAGGCUUUCCUAAAGUUUUAGUUGUUUGGAAAGGUUUUACUUUGGAAGAGGCUACUUGGGAACCUCUGCACGAUUUUAAACAUCAGUUCCCAUCUUUCAAGCUUGAGGACAAGCUUGAUGUCCCGAAGGGGAGUGAUGAUGCAUUCUACGGAAAGACCUAUCAUCGCCGCAAUAUCAAUGGCAGAUCCUUGGCUGAUUAAGAAGUUCAUUAUGGAAGGAUAUUAAAUUCCUUUACAUUAGAUUUCUGAUUUAUUGUUUGAUUGCUUUCCUUCAUUAGAUUAGUUAAUUACUUUCCUUAGUUAAGUUUGUCUGCAACUUUAUUGCUUUCCAUCAUUAGAUAAGUCUAUUUUAAGAACUGAUUUAAUGUGAUUCUAUCCUUCCUUACUGGUUCUUGUAACCCUUACUGAUUCAAUUUGAAUAAUAAACAAGCCAGAAGAAUUAA
Cuscuta europaea is the source of this 4256-nucleotide messenger RNA. Lineage: Eukaryota; Viridiplantae; Streptophyta; Magnoliopsida; Solanales; Convolvulaceae. The record is from the annotation of a GenBank genome assembly.